Messenger RNA from Danio rerio (zebrafish), 3605 nucleotides. The record is from RefSeq and is a predicted model, not a curated record. NCBI's taxonomy places the organism in Eukaryota, Metazoa, Chordata, Actinopteri, Cypriniformes, Danionidae.
CGUAAAGAGGAUUAUGACAUCAAUAACCAGCGCUCUAAUGCAAACACGACCCACUCUUGCAUCACAAUCCAAACAUGCAUUAGGCCCGGUGCAUUUGUCCGGCUUAUCUCUUGCGAAUUGAGUGCGGGAUCUGCGUUGAAUUUCCGCUAGGAAUUUUCCCCGGAGCCGGAGGAACUCUUGGCGGAGCGGAGUAGAACAGAAAGUCUCACCGCAGAGUUGCGCAAGGCUGCCAAGCUCCAGCCCGUGACGCAGAUGAGCGGGAAAAGUGGAUUCAUGCCUUAGAGGGAACAAUUCUCCGUCACACCCUUCAGCAGGAGGCAGAAACAGGGUUUGUUCCCAGCGUUCAGGACUUCGACAAGAAGCUAGCCGAAGCAGAUGCGUAUUUGCAGAUCUUGAUCGACCAAUUAAAACUCUUCGAUGAAAAGAUAAAAGACUGCAAGGAAGAUGAGUCGCGCAGAAAAAUCGAGAACCUGAAGGACACCACUUGUAAUAUGGUAGAGUCCAUCAAACACUGUAUCGUACUGCUACAGAUUGCCAAGGAUCAAAGUAACGAACAGCAACACGCAAACGGACUGAUAAGCACCAUAAACCCAGUGGAUGGGGUAUUCCAGCCUACCCCUCUCAACGCCGCUGUAGUCAGUGCUAGUGCCAUGCCAACGCAGACCACUCUACCCACAGAUGGAGCUCAGGUGUGUAAAGCGGAGCAGAGGCCUUCUUCUUUACCCGUGGGCCCUGUUGUCACGGUGAUGGGCAGCCUUCAGACCCCCACUCCCAACAGCACAGGGAGCGGUCCUUCAGGUCCCAGCAGCAGCGUGACUUCACCCAGUCACAUGAACGUACCGGCUCACACUGUUCCCGACUUCUCCUAUUCCAGCAGCGAAGACGAGUUUUACGACGCAGAUGAGUUUUAUCAGAACAGCACGUCACCAAAACACUGCAUAGAUCCGAGCAGAAGCAGUGCUGUAAACAAUGAAGACAGUACAGCCCUGAAACGGCCAGACACCAACGAAUCCAUCAACUCCUCCAUGUCCAACGGCACCACAGAUGCAGAUCAGUUUGACAGUCAUGAUGAGAAAGAUGAUGACGGUGAGGGUGAAUCUGUGGAAGAGCAUAAAAGUGUCAUCAUGCAUCUGCUGUCUCAAGUGCGCCUGGGCAUGGAUCUCACCAAGGUAGUCUUGCCAACAUUUAUCUUGGAGCGGAGGUCGUUGCUGGAAAUGUAUGCAGAUUUCUUUGCACACCCGGAUUUGUUUGUAAGCAUUGCAGAGCAGCAGGAUCCAAGGGACCGCAUGGUGCAGGUGGUGAAGUGGUACCUGUCGGCCUUUCACGCUGGUCGGAAAGGAUCUGUGGCCAAAAAGCCCUACAACCCCAUUCUGGGCGAGGUGUUUUUCUGUCACUGGGACCUGCCCUCCGAAACAGAGGAUCCUGCUGCUUCUGAGUGUGUGUCAGACGGGCCAGUACCAUGGAGUAGCAAAAACAGUGUGUCGUUUGUGGCAGAGCAGGUUUCUCACCACCCUCCUAUAUCUGCGUUUUACGCCGAAUGUUUCAGCAAAAAAAUCCAGUUCAACGCCCACAUCUGGACGAAAUCGAAGUUCCUGGGAAUGUCUAUUGGAGUCCAUAAUAUUGGUCAAGGUUGCGUGUCUUGUCUUGAAUAUGAUGAGCAUUAUAUUCUUAAUUUUCCCAAUGGCUACGGGAGGUCAAUCCUCACCGUCCCGUGGGUUGAGUUGGGUGGAGAGUGCAAUAUUUCCUGUUCCAAAUCUGGCUACAGUGCCAAUAUAGUUUUCCACACCAAACCCUUCUAUGGAGGAAAGAAGCACAGGAUAACAGCUGAAAUAUUUGCUCCCAAUGAUAAGAAGUCAUACUGCUCUAUAGAGGGAGAGUGGAACGGUGUGAUGUAUUCAAAAUUGGCAACCGGGGAAAAUGCAGUAUUCAUUGACACAAAGAAAUUGGGCCUUAUUAAGAAGAAGGUGCGGAAAUUGGAAGACCAAUUGGAAUAUGAAUCGAGAUGUUUGUGGAAGGACGUGACGAUGAACCUGAAACUGAAGGACAUCGACGCAGCGACGGAGGCCAAACACAGGCUGGAGGAGAAACAGAGGGCAGAGGCCAGAGAAAGAAAGGAGAAGGAGAUGCAGUGGGAGACCAGACUCUUUCAUGAGGACGGCGAAUGCUGGGUUUACGACAAGCCUCUCCUGAAGCGACACUGAGCCCCUUUCCAAAAGCAGAGUCUACAAACAGAACUCUCUCUCGCUCUCUCUUGUCUCUCGCAAAACACUUUUCUUAUUCAGCCUUGGAAUGACUGACGAAUGAACUCUUACAGCUUUGCAUUUUUGAAGUUUGAACGAAUGAAGACAAGAAAACACGAACUUAUCAAUCUAUACAAAACAAAUGAAAAAAAAAGACUCUCCCUGCUCGCUAUAUUCAACACCUCCACCUCUUCACACCACCCCUUGAGGAAGAAAAACACCACAAAACACAAUGAAGACGAGACCUGAAACCCUUUAGCAUCCAACAAGCGAUCCCAGCGGACGUCUAUUUCCCGAGGGGUUGAGGUGUUUUUAUCGAACAAAACUGAAAACUACAGCGUUCUGUAUCUCAGGGAAGCAGCGGACUGAGGAUUGAAGGCUGUAUCCUAAUGUUCGAAAAGCCUUAAUGGUGGAACCACAAAGUAAACACAAGGAGAACUUGGUUCACAUACUGCUAGCUACAGCUAUUUAUAUAUAUAUAUAAAUAUAUAUAUAGAAGAUAUGAUAUAUUCUUGUUUUCAUUUUCUUUCUUUAGGGCAAUAGUAAAUACAUACUUGACGGCAACCAUUCCCUUUAUGUUCCUCUCCACCACCAUCAUCAUCAUCAUCAUCAGCCUUUAUGCAGGUUUAUGCUACAAAAAGCCACAAUUUGGCAUUGACAUUAUGGGGUUGAAAUUUGAGACAAUUUUGCCUUGGUUAUAAUCCAUUCCAGUUUUUUUUGUGUGUGUUUUUGGGAAUGAUUUGAUAUGCUCUAGAGCCUCGGGAAGGCUGUUUUUUUUAUAUAUACAUAUAUAGAAUGCUGCUUGAAUGUCCACAUAAUUUAUCAACUUAGUCUAAAGUUGGACUCUCCGGUAGGAAAUAAUUGUAAUGUUGCACAAUGAAACGAUCCAACAGAUUUGUGCUUAUACAUUUGAGGUUAAGCAACAUUAUAUCACAAAUCGCCCCCCUUACAAAUCUCUUGUUUCUGUGAAAUGUUACGUUUUAAUCUGAAUAAAUAUACGUUUCAUAUAGUGAUGUAUCUCAGAGAUUUGAUUCUGUUCUGUUAUAGUAAAACACAUCAAGAUGUCUUUACUUGGUGUGGUGUUUUCCAGAAGCCAAAUCGAGUUGUAAGCCUUUUUUUUUCCCUGAGAUGCAAAUAGAGGAAAACAUUGCUACUGUUAUAUCUUACACUUGCUCUUCAUAUUCUGUAGUAAAUCUGAGGCCUUGCCAUAUGCAGUUAAGUUCACUUUCGCCUAGUAUUGCUUUCAGGAAGCAACCCUCCAUCCGUCAAUAAAGAAAAAAAAUUGUUGCGUGACAACAAUUGAUUGUACCAGAUUUCCAUGUAUCAAAAUGUAAUAUUAAAUCUCAGUGAGACCAAAUUGUGUGA